Messenger RNA from Westerdykella ornata, 579 nucleotides. RefSeq lists its product as uncharacterized. The record is from RefSeq and is a predicted model, not a curated record. The annotation marks the transcript as partial. NCBI's taxonomy places the organism in Eukaryota, Fungi, Ascomycota, Dothideomycetes, Pleosporales, Sporormiaceae. The transcript has a single exon.
AAGCUCAGCCGUACGAUCCAUACAAUUUCAGUAAAGAACACGCUGCUACAACAUGAGGUCAAUCAACUCAGAGAGGCUCUAGUCAAUGAGCAGAAGUAUAGGCAGCGUGGCAAGGCCCUGCUACUUGAGGCACCACCUGAAUACAAUGGUGGAGCAGUCUUCUGGUCACCUCAAAAAGUGAGUGAUGCGUGGCUUCGUCAGGAGCAGAAGGACCGGGAUAAUCAGCUUGUACAAUACCAGAAAAGCAUGGCCAUAAGGCUUAGAGAAGAGAAGAAGGCUGCUAAAGCUCAGAUGUUUGAAGAACGUCAUCUCAACAGAGCUGUUGCAAAAGAGAAGCAUGAGCGUGAGGCAGCUGAAAAAGCUGCUGCUCGCGAGGAGAAGUGUAUAGCCCGGGAGCUCAAAACUCAACUCCAAAAUGACCUCAAGGUGUCCCAAAGAGGUAAGAGAAAGAGCCUCCAGCCUUCUCUAGCAGCAGCUCCUCCGACAGCUGCUCAGGAUCCUAUCGAGGUAGAGAAUGAUGCUGUUCCUACGUCUCGCUCUGGUCAUGCAAUACGCCGCCCCAAAUGCCUUGUCACAUAA